Molecule: messenger RNA, 783 nt
Organism: Camelina sativa (false flax)
Lineage: Eukaryota; Viridiplantae; Streptophyta; Magnoliopsida; Brassicales; Brassicaceae
Source: RefSeq, a predicted model, not a curated record
AUGGACCCAUUUAGUGAAGCUUUAGGUUUUGUGGACCUGUUAAGUAGUCAACAAGAAAUCCACACCCUUGAAACCCAUUCGUAUGCUGAGGAGGGACCUGUAGGUGAACAGAAAUCAAAGGAGCGUAGAAGGAAGUGGUCACACACAGAAGAUGUGGCCCUCAUCGGUGCUUGGCUCAACACUAGCAAGGAUCCAGUUGUUGCUGUCGAUCAAAAAUUUGGUACUUUUUGGUCACGAAUUGCAACUUAUUAUGCUUCAAAUCCUAAGCUAGUUGGUGUAGAAAAGAGAGAGCCUAGUCAUUGCAAGCAAAGGUGGCAAAAGAUCAACGAAACAGUCUGCAAGUUUGUUGGAAGCUAUGAGGCUGCAACAAAGCUGAAAUCAAGUGGCCAGAAUGAAGAUGAUGUAAUGAAAAUGGCUUAUGAAAUCUUCUUCAACGAUUAUAAGGUGAAGUUCACACUUGAGCAUGCUUGGAGGGAGCUUCGCCAUGAUCAGAAAUGGUGUGGAUCCAAUUCUGCGAAAGGUAAUGGAGCAUCAAAGAGAAGGAAGUGUAGUGAUCUUCACUCACAGUCAUCAAGCUCGGUUCCAGUGAAUGAUGUAGAGGAGGAAGCUCGGCCUACUGGUAUUAAGGCAGCAAAGGCGAAAGGUAAAAGGCUUGUGAACAAGCCAACCUCAGCUCCAGAAGGCUCUUCCCUUGUCGAGUUUCAGAGCAUGUGGGAGAUAAGACAAAUGGAAUUUGCCUUGAAAGAGAAACAAAAUAUUUACCGAAUGUUUGUCAACUCUUGA